This is a messenger RNA of Stegodyphus dumicola, 3905 nucleotides long. RefSeq lists its product as uncharacterized. Gene Ontology annotation, biological process: anatomical structure morphogenesis. Lineage: Eukaryota; Metazoa; Arthropoda; Arachnida; Araneae; Eresidae. The record is from RefSeq and is a predicted model, not a curated record.
AGGCGCUGAAGAGAGAGCAGCAUCUUUUCUCCUUCUCUCUUCAUUUCAUCUCUUCCACUUGACGAGGUGCUCUUUCAUGCGAUAUGAUUUAUUUUGCAUGUCACUGAAGGGUUUUUCGGCUGAGAAAAACUUGACUUAUUUGCCGAAUCUCGGUUUGCAAAAAGACAGUUCUCGUAAUAGUUAUUUUAGAAUUCAAAGAUUCUGAAUAUUUUUAUUUAGAAUUUGUUACAAGAAAAAAAUAAAACUUUAUUUAUAAUUUAUCGUUAAAAAUGGAAGAACAGUUUGGUUUCAGCAAUUACAAAAAAUGUCUGAGGAUAUGUUUCAGUGCCUUGAUAGUUUUAAUUUGUCUACAAAACGCAGUAGCGAAUGGUUGCAGCAGCGGUUUCAUCACAUUCGAACUGAUAACAGGCUAUGUAUACAGCUCUCCUGGGGACACGAUGGAACUCGUACCAGGAACCCUGAAGCUCACCGACUGCCUCGCCCUCUGUAACCUCAACGCCACAUGUCAAGCGGUCAAUUUCGAGACUGGACUGUGCGUGCUCUUCAGUUCCAGCGCUGUCCAACGACCCUCCUCUCUCACACCCUCACAAUUCCCCGUCUUCACGAUUUACGCCCACAAAGUCUGCCUCCUCGGUCGAAAGAAGUGCGAUCGGGACUGGAUGUUCGAGCGUGUGAACGGUUACGAGCUCCGAGAUGUAGCCCGCAGUUCCGCUAUCGUCAUGUCUCGUGAAGCCUGCAUGGAACUUUGCCUGAAUGAAGUGCAAUUCAGGUGUCGAUCCGCCAAUUACAACCGGGCAACUGGCGAAUGCUUCCUCAGCGACAAAGACAGGACAUCUUUGAGUCUUACCUCUUCCAACAGAUAUUUCGGACCAUCCAGCGAAAGCAUCGAUUAUCUUGAAAGCAACUGUGUUGAUGAUCCUGUAAGGCUUUGCGAAUUUCGUAAACUGAACGGCAAGCUGCUGAAAACCGUUGAUGCUGUUUACCAAGACGUUAAUUCUUUGGAUGAAUGCCGCCAGAAAUGCCUGAGCGUGAAUUACAGAUGUCAGUCUUUCGACUAUGGGGACCCUAGCCAGCAUGUAUGUCGGUUGUCUCACCAUUCAGUUUCCACUCUGACGCACAUCCAAGACCCCUAUUUAGACAUACCAGGAGUCACAACUUACGAGAUUUCUGCAUGCUACAAUGUGACUAUCCAGUGCAAAGCUCGGGAGAUGAUUGCUAAGGUUAAGACAAGCAAAGUAUUCAAUGGUAGAAUCUACGCUAAAUCCCGGCCCAACUCCUGCGUCGCCGAUGUCGCUAACAGCGUCGACUUCGAGAUCAAGAUGGCCUAUCAUGACCUUAACUGCGACGUCAAACAAGAGAGCUUCGGAGAAUUUUCCAACGAUAUCGUGAUCCAGCAUCACGACAUGAUUGUGACCAACCAGGAUUUAGGACUAUCCGUUCAUUGCCAGUAUGACCUGUCCAAUCGCAGUGUGUCUCACGGAGUGCAACUUGAAAUCAAUGGUGAAGUGGAUCCAGCCGGAACCCAGUCAGCGACGGUCAGCUCCCCCAAUGUUACUAUGAUGAUUACAGACAGGAACGGAAAUGAUAUCACUGCCGCCCAAGUCGGUGAUCCUCUUGCCCUGCGGUUCGAAAUUAUAGAUGAAAACAGUCCCUACGAAAUCUUUGUCCGUGAACUGGUCGCCAUGGAUGGAAUUGACAAUAGUGAAAUUCUGCUCAUCGAUAGCCUGGGAUGUCCGACUGACGUCACGAUCAUGGGAAGUCUAGGUAAAGCGGCCAAUUCGGGUAAGACAUUACUGGCCCCCUUCGAAGCUUUUAAGUUCCCGACAUCAGACAUCGUCCAAUUCAAAGCCUUGGUAACACCUUGCCUGCCCAGCUGUGAACCGGUGGAAUGCAGCGUGCAGAGCCAUGGACAAACCCGCGAUUUCAUGUCCAUGGGCCGCAGGAAGAGGCGUGGAGCAUCAUCCUAUAAUGUUUCACCCUACGGGGUAGGAAGCGUAGGCAGAGUGCCCGACGACGACAUGGUGGUCGUUCAGACGAUUCAGAUAACGGACAAAUUUGGAUUCGAGAAAGAGGACAAACUUCCGCACAGGAAGAACAGAGACGAAAAUAAUGAAGAAUCAAAGAAGGAAAGCAGCUGUGUGAACCUCGUCGGUCUUAUUGUUGCAUCCUCCAUGUUUUUAGUCGCUCAACUACUAUUAAUUCUUGCAUGGGCUAUUAUGUGGCAAAGGAGGAAAAGAAGCAAACUGGAUGAUGACUCUACAACCAGUACACGUUCGUUUGGAUCACAGUAUUUCAUGGGCAGGCAUUAAUUUAUUUAUAUUAUUAUUAUCAUUAUUUUCAAUUUCGCUGAAACGGGUGGCAAAAGCAAGAUGACUUGCUGAAGAACACAGAGGAAAAAAAUAAACUGCUUACCUGGAAUUAAUUUGUGUGGUUUUAUGAACUAGGAUCUAUUAAAUUGUUCUGUUGUUGUUUGCAAACUAUCAUCCUUUAAUUAUUAUUAUUUAUAGCGAGUGAUAUUUGUUUUAAGUUAUUGACAUUUCACAUUUCCUUCGCCUAAUCAACUUAAUUUGCCAAAGAAUGGUGUUUUGAAGAAAUACUUAAGUAACUUUUGUUUCUGUUUGUGAUCGUAUUUCACUCAUCUGUUUGUUUAUAAUUUUCUAAACAUGUUAAUUGUUCGAAUGUUUUAUUUAUAUUUCAAGAUUUGGUCCUAAUAUUUUGCGUGUAUUAACAUUCUGAGAAAUUAAAAGAAGCUUGUAAAAGCAGCAUUCAGAAUUAAUGAUUUAGUUUAGAAAUUUUAAAUGCUUUUUUAAAGAUUUAUAUACGUUACAAAUCAUACAAAACUGUGAACAUUUAUGUGGUUAUUUAUAUUAUUAGUGUAUAGCAAUAAAUCUAGAACAACAAAAAGAACACUAGAUAAAGAAGCUAUCUUAACUUUUAAAUGUAUUAAAUUCUGAUAGUUUUAUAAUAUUUUGUAAAACUUACUAUAAUGCUGAAUGCUUAUUAAUACUUUACCACUUAGUAUUAAACUCUGAUAGUUUCAUAAUAUUUUGUAAUACUAUAAAUUCUAAUUCUAAAUACAUAAUAAUACUUUGGAAAAGUUAUAGUGUUUUACAAUACUUGGUUCAAAAUUAAUGAAUCAGAUAUUUAUUCUAUUCAAAGAAAUGAUUAGCAACCAAUGAAAAGAAAUGAACACAUAUUUGUAAUUGUAUUAUUUUAAAUUGUAGAGUGUAUUAACAUUUUAAGACUAUUUUGUUUAUUUUAAUGCUGCUUAAAUUUAAACAAACAACAAUAAAAAUAAAAGUUAAUUACUUUUUAUAAUGAUAUAUUUCAGAAUGUUCUAUUUUCUAUCUUAUUCUUACCAAAUGGUGCAUACAUGAAACAUGUACAACUGCAGUUUAUUGCAUAAACUGUUGAAUAGUACUGGCAUUUUUAAUUAUGUACAUAGUCUAUUUAUUAUUUCAUGCACUCAUUUUUCUAAAUGGAGUUAGCAGGGGUAUUUAUGUAAUGUAUGUUUGUAUUUAUUAUUGCUUGAGUAUUUUUAUUGUAAGGUUUCAUGAUUUGGGGUUAUAAUUCAUUCUGAUCAUUCACUUUAUUUAUUUUCAUAAGAAAUCAGGAUAAAAAAUGUGAAAUAUUUAGGAAUUUUGAGACCUGCUAUAUAUUUUCAAAUAAAAUAUUUAUAUCCUUCACAAAAUAUAUAGCACGACUCAGAAGAACUGUGAUUUGAGGUACAAGAUAAUUCUAAUAAGACAAAUAUGUUAUUUAUUAUAUGAUGGAAUGUGCUUUGUAAAUGGUAUUCUUACCACUCAGGUUAGUUUAUAAGGAAGCUUGCUUAUGAGAUUUAAGCGAUAUAAUAAAUUAUAUUUAUCUUUUGUACAAAAAUUUUGUAAUAAAAUAUUUGAAAUUUA